AGUAACAAUUAACUAAUAUUGUGGAAUUCAAAGCUAUAGGGACCUUGGGGACAUUGAAUACUUUUUGGUGUGUUUCGUUUCUGUCUCCAUAAACUUGAAUACGUACUUAAGUGCUGCUCUAUUUAAUGAUGUAAAUGACUUGCUGAUUUGUUUGAUUCCUAUACCAGUAUUGUGAUUUAUAUUGGUCAAUAAAGAUUGAAGAAAAAAAGAGAUAUAUGACAACAACAAUAGGGACACUUCCUCUAUUUCAACGCAGAGGACGCUACAACUGUGGCCAUUUUGCGUUGUCAAUGUAAACUACUUUCUGAUUUUUCACUGAAAGGUGAAUAAAAAAUUACGUUUUUAACCGGAAAACCCGUUGUGACAACUUCCACUUUUGCUAAAAGAAGAACCAAUAUAAUUUCCGGAGCAAGUCACUCAGUCUAUUGAAAUCUCCAGCAACCAAGUGGCCAUUCUCGCAGUAACACCACAAAGGGUAUAAUCAACUAAGCCGUCACGCUCAAAUCGCCAUUCUUGCUUAUUCUGUAUGAAGAUAGCAAUAUCAUGAACAUGCCCUCUGUCUACACACCAAGGACACAGUGAUUUCUUCAUGCGUGAAUCAGAGAUGUUCAGACAUGGAAGAUGUGAACGCUAAUAUGAUGGAGGCGUACGAGAAGCCCCUCUCCCUCUGGCGUUUGGUGGAGGAGUUGGUGUCUCCCGGAGAAAGACCGGACAUUCGAGAUAUCCUCGGUUCCUCCCUGAUUGAGCAGAGUCUGGAAUUGCACGAAGAGGUGGAUAACCUUCUAAGCAUAUGGCAGGACUAUCGGGCGGAAACGGACGACGACAUCCCUGCGUCUCCUGUCAAUCUUCUCCCGGAACCUCCCGGGAUGAGGGAGAAUCUGAAGACCCACAUCAGGAUGCUGCUUGAGUGUGUGCGGGAGAAGGCGAAGGAGGAAGGAAGAGACGUGGAUGGCCUUCUUUCAAGACACAACAGUGAUAUCUUGGACUAUGUCAAUGACGAACUGCCAAGAAGUACUAGUCCAGGACUAGGCUUCCAGAGACCUGGUAGUUCUAGGAGCAGUAGAGAUGGAAGAGAGACCCCCAUGAGGAUGACACCAAGCAGUGACAGUGAUGGAAUGUCAGCCACAUCAACAGUCAGUGACCAGGUAGAUGCUGUAAAGGACCAACUCAACAUACUACGGAUAGAUGAGGUGACAAACCAACUCAGAUCCAUGUUAGAGGAUGAGAUCUCCCAGCUUCUCAAGGAUUCAGUAUUCCUCCAGGGAUGUCUGGAAGAUGAGAGUGAUUACAGGAGUCAGUCCAGGAUGUCCAUAGUCAGCAGAGAGCCUUCAAUACAAGAAUUGAAAGAGGAGAGAAAGAAAUUGGAGAAAGAGGUUCAAAGUGCUCCGCCCCCAACCUCUGUUGGUGUCAUGAAUUCCGUAAGGACACGGAACAGAAGCUUGCCAAACUCGCCUAAUCGGAGACUUCCAAGUCCUCUUAGUCCGACAUCUUCUGGAAGUGCCAAGCUCCGUCCAUCACCUCCUCCAUCGGCCGGUAGCGCUGGGAGAGUUGCGCCUGUCAAAGCAAUCCACAAGAUGCCACCGUCCCGUCGUGCCACCGACCCGGACCUCUCCCAAGAGACAAACUCAAAUAGAACUAGCAGUGCUGGCACUAAGCCGUCAAUAUCGUCCAGGAGCGAACUGUCAAACAAACCGAGGUCCCCGAUCUCGAGCUUGCGCGGUGGCGGGCCGGACUCGCCGACGAGGAUGCAACCGUCGCCACCGUCUUCGGCAAGGCCUCCUGCGGGAAGGUCCGGCAGCGGGGGAUCAGGGAGGUUCAGGCACAGGGUACUUGAAGCAAAGCAGAGUAGGUGAUGUCACGCUUUAAAGACAUGCGCAGGAUGAGUGUGCUUGCUCAAGUCUCAUGCGAAGUCGGAAUUAGAUGCUACAAAUGCGUUUUAUCUCGCUCGGAUGUCAGAAGAAGUUGGAAUUUGCUGAUUCAAAGACAUGUACAGGAUGCUUGACCAUGUUCAAGUCUCGAGAGAAGUCAAACUUGAUGAUUCAAAGAUGUCCUCAAGAUGUGUGAUCCUGCUCGAGUCUUUGGAAAAGUCAGAAUAUGAUGCUUCAAGGACAUGUUCAGGAUGUGUGUGAUGCCACUCUUAGCUACUGAUGAGGUCUGAAUCAAUAUCAUCUGGUAACAUCAAACUCAAGGGUUCUUGAAUGUGUGUGUGUUCAGAUGCAGAUAUUUACAAGAGGGGACUGUCACUUCCCCAAAGAAGGUAUUCUUACUUGAACUGUUUGCUUUUGGAAAUAAAGACAGACAGUUGACCCUACUGGUCACGAGCACGUCCAAUAGACAAACUCACUCUCUGCCAGCUUAUGUAAUGCCAGAUUGAUUGCCACACAUUGGUCAAGUGGCUUUAAAGUGUAAAAGUCCAUUGCAGUUUCUUUGUCUAACGGAGCCUAGUCAUUACUACUUUUUAUGUAGGUUAGGGAUGCACAGGGUACCAAGUGACCAUUUCACAAAACUUAGAGUCAAUAAUUUUCACUAUCUCAUUGUUAUAAGCUACUGCAAACCAAUGCAUCUGAUUGGCUGAGAGCAAAGAAGUCGGUGAAAAUCACUGACAAAACUUUUCAUGAAAUGCCCCCUAGAAGUUAAGAGCUGGGGAUGAUGAGCCAUCUUAAAUGGAUAAAAUUUUCUUUGUAUGCGGAAAAAAAAGCCAGCAUACAUGAAAGUCCAUACCGUGUAAUCGUAGGACCAUUUUGGAUCGAGUCAAGCAAUAACAUGUGUAUAAAGGUUGAAGUAGGAGGAGGAAGGCACCUAUCCCCACAACAACAUAUCAAAUGAAUGUUCAUAAAAGAUAAA
This is a messenger RNA of Lytechinus pictus (painted urchin), 2844 nucleotides long. Its product is annotated as coiled-coil domain-containing protein 24-like. The record is from RefSeq and is a predicted model, not a curated record. NCBI's taxonomy places the organism in Eukaryota, Metazoa, Echinodermata, Echinoidea, Temnopleuroida, Toxopneustidae. The transcript is spliced from 9 exons. Bases 615 to 1853 code for a protein of 412 amino acids.